Molecule: messenger RNA, 871 nt
Organism: Pocillopora verrucosa
Lineage: Eukaryota; Metazoa; Cnidaria; Anthozoa; Scleractinia; Pocilloporidae
Source: RefSeq, a predicted model, not a curated record
AUGGCCACAAGAUUGGUGGUGGCAAGCGACGAAGAUGUAAAAGCAUUUUCUGAACAACCAGAGAAUGAGAACACCAAAAAAAAAACGUGGUAUAAUCUACAGGUUUCCAAGGAAUUCUCGAAAAUUGCGACGAAACGAAGGCAAAUGUUUUAUUUGUCAGUGCUGAACAGAUUUCAAAGCUCACAGAUGUGGUGCCUUGGCCGUUUCCUUCCAUUGAUGAUGGGCAGCCAUAUCCCUCGUGAUGAUGAGAAGUGGGGUCUCUUCUUAAAUCUUUUGGAAAUAGUGGACAUUGUUUUUGCUGAUGCAGUCACACUUGAUAAAGCAGCUUACUUAAGGGAUUUAAUCACAGAUCACCAUACUAGCUUUACCCAGUUGUACCCAAAUUCCUCUGUGAUUCCAAAGAUGCACUAUAUUCUUCAUUACCCCAGGACAAUGGUAAGGCUUGGUCCAAUGGUACGGUCCUGGACAAUGAGAUUUGAGGCAAAGCAUGAAAGACUCAAACGGCUGGCCACAUCCCUUGGCAAUUUCACCAAUAUUCCUUGGACGCUGGCUCUUCGUCAUCAGUUGAGGCAGUGCUAUGAAAUAUCAGGCACUAAGCAUGGUCAUCCAUCAAUUGAAAAGUCUUUGGAAGUAGGCCCAGGAAACAAUUAUAUUAUUUUAACGAAAACUGAGAAUUAUCUUAGCGCCGAAUGUUUGAACGUUCAUGACGGGAUAACUUUAAACAGAACCAAAAUGAUCUUUACAACGAGAGGUAAAGGUAGAAUUGUUUCGAUUUUUAUCCUUGGUUUGACCACGUUUCUCUUGUACGCCUCAUACCAAGCAAAGUUCGGACAAGAAAUUAGCCAGGCCACUCACAGCAACAGCAUAGUGG